AUGGCCGCGCCGCGCAAGGAGGGUUCAGGGUUUGGCCCGCAGCCAGAAGGCGCCAGCGCUCUGGCGCUCGAGAGAAGAAGCAUCGCCGUCCAGACUGAUCCCGUGAUCAUAGUGCGCCACGGGGGCCCUAAACCAGGCGGACAGACCGGUCACUCAGCGGAUAAUAGCCCUAGCUCUGAGUUGCCGAACAGUGCGGGGGAAUCAGGACCCCGGGAGAAGAGCGAGCCACCUGCUGACGUCAGCUCGGUUCAGUCAUCGGGUGCUCAACUGGAUCUCCCCGAAAUGAAAGCGCGGCAGCCAAAGCAAGAGGAGGAUGCGAACCGGUUGCAAGAAGAAGGCGGAUUGACACUCGGACGAAAGCACAGCACAAGGCCAGAUUUACCGGCGUUCUUGAUUGAUUCUGAUGACGAAAGCGAGCCGCGUGUGAAGGAGCACAACGGAAAGGACGAGAAGCUGGAGGCAAUGUGCGACCUCUUCGACGAAGUUUGGACCAACAAAGCGCUGCUCCGCGAAGCUCUAUUCUAUCUCCACUACCUGAGAACAGCUGACGCAAUGAAUCACGAGAAACUCGUGACCGCGGGCGUCGACACACGUGUCCGUGGGCUGAUGGCAUACAACCACGACAAGGUCCGCUGUGCGGCCACCAAACUUUGGGAAAAGCUGCGACUUGGCUUAAACCAGUGA
Messenger RNA from Klebsormidium nitens, 684 nucleotides. The record is from the annotation of a GenBank genome assembly. NCBI's taxonomy places the organism in Eukaryota, Viridiplantae, Streptophyta, Klebsormidiophyceae, Klebsormidiales, Klebsormidiaceae.